Molecule: messenger RNA, 1782 nt
Organism: Acaulospora colombiana
Lineage: Eukaryota; Fungi; Glomeromycota; Glomeromycetes; Diversisporales; Acaulosporaceae
Source: the annotation of a GenBank genome assembly
AUGACACUGUUGACUUUGGCCCAGAAACGUUAUCUUCAAGAAUAUCAAACUAGUGAAAUGUUUAUGACCGCUCAUCGUUCUGUAAAAACUGGUCUGGUGGCAUCCGCCGUGGUCUCUUCAUGGACUUGGGCCGCUACGUUACUUCAAUCUUCCACCGUUGCAUACGAAUAUGGUGUUUCCGGACCAUUCUGGUAUGCAUCCGGAGCUACCAUUCAGGUUUUACUUUUCGCUAUUCUUGCCAUAGAACUCAAGCGAAAAGCUCCAAACGCGCAUACCUUCCUCGAGAUCGUGAAUGCUCGUUAUGGAACGGACGCCCAUAUCGUAUUUUUGGUUUUUGCUUUGGCAACAAAUAGGAUCAAAGCAACCUUCUUGACGGACUACGUACACACCACCGUUAUUUUUGUAAUCAUUCUUUCCUUCUUAUUCACCGUCUACUGCACAUCCCCCGAAAUUGGUUCCCCCGAUAAAAUGUACGAGUUGUUACACAAAGCUUCCCAAACGCUAGCAACGAACAAUACGAAUUUAUCAGAUAAUGCACAAAGCUCAUACCUCACAAUGGACUCUUUACAAGGAUUGAUUUUUGGAAUUAUCAACAUUGUUGGUAAUUUUGGCACUGUAUUUGUUGACAACGCAUACUGGCAAAGAGCUAUCGCCGCUCGUCCUUCAUCAACCGUCAAGGCGUAUUUAAUUGGCGGUCUAUCAUGGUUUGCCAUCCCAUUCACGCUUGCCACUACCAUGGGUCUUGCUGGUGUUGCCUUGGUCGGAGAAGGAUCUUUGGCUCCAUUAUCAAGCGAUCAAGUUUCUUCUGGUUUGGUGCUUCCAUUGGCUGCCGCUCACCUCUUGGGUAAAGCUGGUGCUUUUGCAGUCUUGGUGCUUGUUUUCAUGGCUGUCACCUCCGCUGCUUCCGCUGAGCUUAUCGCCGUCUCAUCUAUCUACACGUACGACAUUUACCGCACAUAUAUUCACUCCGGGGCCUUGGGUAGUCAAGUAAUUGUCCAUUCGCAUUAUUCCGUUAUCGGUUUCGGUCUCGGUAUGGGUGCUCUUGCGGUUAUUCUCAACUAUAUCAACAUCACACUUGGAUACAUGUACCUACUCAUGGGUAUAAUUUGUUCACCGGCCGUGUUUCCCGUGGCCUUCACGCUCACCUGGAAAAAACAAACUCGCAGCGCUGCCAUUGGCGCAUCGGUCAUCGGCGUUUGUGCCGGAAUUGUGGCUUGGCUAGUAACUGCCAAAAAACUUUAUGGUGUAAUCACAAUUGAUUCGACAGGUGCGAACUAUCCCAUGUUGGCUGGUAAUCUGACCUCGUUGAUGCUCUCACUAAUAAUCACCCUAGUGUGGUCGACAAUUGCUCCUGACAACUUUGAUUUCGAGGUGACCCGUACAAAACUACAAAUUCUUACCGACGACGAAAUUGUGGAUAAUGCGACCUACCAGGACCCGAUUGAGACAGAUCCUGUUCGUCUACGCAAGGCGUUCGAAUUCGCUGUCACGUGUAGUAUUGCCUUGACGAUUAUAUUGGUUUUGAUAUGGCCGCUACCAAUGUAUUUUACGCACUACGUAUUCUCCCCAAAAUUCUUCAAAUUCUGGGUGGCCUUAUCCUUUAUCUGGGCCCUUUGCAGCACCACGGCCGUGGCCAUAUAUCCGCUUUACGAAUCAAGAAAUAGCAUCCUCAGCGUGUUCGAAGGAAUUGUUUCGGAUAUUAAAGGAGAACCUAUUAAACCAAAAACCGAUGCAAAUCAUUCCGAGGAUAAAGCGGAUUACACCGUUGAAAAUAAGGCUUAA